This is a messenger RNA of Anopheles darlingi, 995 nucleotides long. Its product is annotated as rab-like protein 3. The record is from RefSeq and is a predicted model, not a curated record. Gene Ontology annotation, molecular function: GTP binding; GTPase activity. The transcript is spliced from 2 exons. Gene Ontology annotation, biological process: intracellular protein transport. Bases 57 to 929 code for a protein of 290 amino acids. Lineage: Eukaryota; Metazoa; Arthropoda; Insecta; Diptera; Culicidae. Gene Ontology annotation, cellular component: endomembrane system.
CGACCAGCUCUGCCAUGUUGAAAAACCAGCAGUGUUGCCAGCAGCGAGCGUAGUCGAUGAGUGGUUCGGUUGUUUACGCAUUUCCCUCGGCUGCCAUCACUGCCCGCGCCGGCCGACCAUGGAGGCCUUUUCCAUCGAAGAAUCGCAAAUUUCUGAAUGCAAAUUUCUCUGUGGCAGGCGUCGGCAAAACAUGCCUGACUCAUCUCAUCGCCAACCAUGAACCGCUUACAUCGCCCGGAUGGACGGUCGGAGCCUCGGUCGAGGUGAAGCUUCACGAGUACAAGGAAGGCACGACCUCGCAGAACACGUUCUUCAUUGAGCUGUGGGAUGUGGGCGGCUCGAUUAGCCACAAAAACACACGCGGCGUGUUCUUCAAUCCCACACACGGUAUUAUCCUCGUGCACGACCUGACGAACCGGAAGAGCCACGAAAACCUGCAACGAUGGCUCGUCGAGAUCCUGAACAAAGACGGCAAGGACGUGCUAAAGGGAAAUGAGCUGCUGGACAUCGAUCCGGAACAGUUCCUUGGAUCGACGCAGUUUCGAAAUUGUCAGAUUCCGAUACUGGUCAUCGGCACCAAGCUGGACAUGCUGGACGACGCACACAAGCAGAAAAUCCUGAACCGGACCUCGGUCGGUAGCAUAGCGGAACAGUGCGGUGCGGACGAAAUAUGCCUCAAUUGCCACGAAGCCCGAUCUCUUGCGUCCGGAACGACAGAUUCGGUGAAACUAGCCCGGUUUUUUGACAAGGUCAUCGAACGGAAGUACUACAAUCGCGAAACGGGGCGAAAGUAUGCGACCAACUACGGCGGUUCUUCGAUGGCUACAGGACCGUUCGGAAAUCUCCCGGUGUCCGGAUCGUCUUUAGCGCCUUCCUUGGGUACCUUCAGCUAUCUCACCUCCAACUCAGUGACGGAAAGUUUAUCUUAAUCCGUUUCCUUCUCCGCUAAGUAAACACCAUUCCACACAGAUAUCAAUGGUAUGCGUUCCAUUUUA